This is a messenger RNA of Bacillus rossius redtenbacheri, 1330 nucleotides long. RefSeq lists its product as uncharacterized. Lineage: Eukaryota; Metazoa; Arthropoda; Insecta; Phasmatodea; Bacillidae. The record is from RefSeq and is a predicted model, not a curated record. Bases 62 to 580 code for a protein of 172 amino acids. The transcript has 4 exons.
GCGCGCCGCCAGGGCUGCCACCUGCCGCCAGGUGCGCCGCAGUCCGCGCGCAGCUGCUGAGAUGGCGGCGUCGCUCGCCAGCUGCGUGCUACUGGCCGCGCUCGUCACACACGUUAAUGCGCUUGUUAUACCUGAAGAAUUGCCAUCACUAUUGUCUCUCAUUUACUCAAAUAUUCCUCCAAUAAAGAAAGGUACUGAUUCCCGGAUAGGCUUGGGUUUUCGGUUGGGUCCACAUGCCGAUUUCCAAGUUGUAUUGGAACUAGGCCCACAAAGAGAGACGGAGCCACUGGGCAACGACGUGAACGCCAAGAAGAGACGCCAGGUGCGCCCCGUUGUUUCUCCGUCCACGGAGCCACACGCCGACAACACUGACGCAGUGCUGUCGCCUGGAAAGUGGCUCCAUUCCUGGAAGUCAGGCUUGGUCAGCAACCAAGUAAAGAAUUCUAACAAGAUACGAAUCGCAGAAGAUCCUUCUCAAAGUAGCAAUGAAAUUGUGCUGCAAUUAAAACAGCUCUAUAAGAAAGAUAUAAACGUCAACAAUAAACAAGACAGUGAAAACACAAAGCUACCUCAAAAUUAAAACUUUUUUCAGGAUUACUUUUAUACAGUUUGAGUAAAGAAUAUGAGCAGUGCAUGUCUUUAAAACUAAAUUAAGUUCAAUGACACUUAAUUGUUCCUAAUUUAUACGAUAAAACAAAUUAAAAUUUACGUAUUUUUAGUUAAUGCACUGAAGAUGAUUUUAACAUUUGAGUGACCAGGAGGUGCUUCAUUGCAAACUGAAAAAUUGUGGUGACUGGCUACUAUGAAAAAUUAUUUAUAUCUGGUUUUCUUAGUCCUUGUUUUUACAACGUGUAUCUUCUCCAAUCAUCAUACCUAUGGUAAAACUCUACUUAUUUAGUAUAUUUUGUACAAUUUUUUUGUCAACACAACAUAAUAUUAAAACAUUUGCACUCUAAUGUCAAAAUUUAGUACAAAUUGCUUAUUUUUGAAGGAAAAUUAGCUUGCAUGUAUAAGACAUAAACUAGAGGGGGAAAAGGCUUCUCUGUGCCUAACAAGUCCUGCUCAUGUGGUGGGUUGUGUGUUUGAUCCCAACGCCUCGACUUGACCGAAUCGUAAACCAAGUGGGUCGAAGCCCACUGUUAACUAGGAGGUCCCAUCACCUUUAAAGACUGUGUACAACCAUGUGAUGUAAAAUCCUAUAAACAAAAAUAAAAGGAUAUGAAAAGCAUAAACCUAAUAGCAUAAAAAGUCAAAGUAGUCACUGAAUGAGCGGCAUGAUUUGGAAUGCAAGUGAGAUGUGCCAUUUAGAAAUAAAUGCAGUACCAACAAA